AAACCUCACGUUUACACCGGGUCCGGUCUAAAGAGGGACCCUAAUCGGAAACCACAUUUUCCCUUCUGUAUUCUAUCGACAGGCCGAACGCUGGGUGUGAACUCCUACGUCUUCAACCCUAGCCGUAAGUACCUACACGUUCCAGCCACCAUAAACGGUGCUAGUGACUUGAAGAAGGGUAAUGGCAUCUCCUGAUGACGAGGCUGAUGACUUGCCACAAUUGGUUUGACAAGGACGAACCAAUUUCAUUUGCUGUUUUGCCAAUUCAAUGGAGAGAGGGAGAGAGACAAUUAUUAUUUUGACGCGACAUUGGUGGCAGUCUUGCGUUUUUCCUUCCCUGACUUCAAGUCUUCGGCCUCUCUCCAAUUCCAACAAGCACCCACCACAUGCCCUUCCUUCCACGACUCUCUUGUCUCUCCCUCUUAAACCAAAACACACCGAAAACCAUCCGACACCUCAAACAAAUUCAUGCCCAGUUGAUCACCAACGCACUCAAAGUACCCUCUCUUUUGGCCAAGCUCAUGGAACAAUACUGUUUUCUUUCUUCUUCCCCACAUGCCCAUUUGAUACUUGAACACUUUGGCAAUGCAAACCUGUUCCUCUUAAACACUUUGAUACGAUGUACUCAACCUAAAGACUCCAUUCUUGUCUUUGCCAAUUGGGUUUCAAAGGGAGAGCUGGCAUUCGAUGAUUUUACAUAUACUUUUGUUCUUGGAGCUUGUGCUAGAGCUCCUGCACUAUCAACAUUGUGGGAAGGGAGACAAAUACACGGGAAAGUUUUGAAGCAUGGAGGAAUAUCAAAUAUUUUGGUGCAAACCACAAUGAUAUAUUCUUAUGCUAAUAACAAGGAUGUUCUCUCGGCACGAAUGGUGUUUGAUGAAAUGGUGGUGAGAAGUUAUGUUACAUGGAAUACAAUGAUUACCGGGUAUUGUUCCCAAAGAGAAGUUUCUAAGGAAUGUGCUCGUGACGCAUUGACCUUGUUUCGGCAAAUGUUGGAUGAUGGUUGCGGAGUGAAACCUACCGAUACUACCAUGGUUUGUAUUCUUUCUGUGGCUGCUCAAUUGGGUGUGUUGGAAACAGGGAGUAGUGUUCAUGGGUAUAUAGAGAAGACGAUUUGUGUUCCAGAAAAUGAUGUGUUUAUUGGAACUGGUUUGGUUGAUAUGUAUUCAAAAUGUGGGUGCCUUGAGAGUGCUUUAUCCGUUUUCAGGAGAAUGAAUGAGAGGAAUGUGUUGACUUGGACGGCAAUGGCUACUGGACUAGCUAUCCAUGGGAGAGGAAAGGAAGCAUUGGAGCUUUUAGAUGCAAUGUGGGCUUAUGGUAUUAGGCCUAAUGGAGUGACUUGUACUAGCUUGUUAUUUGCUUGUUGCCAUGUGGGGCUUGUCGAAGAAGGUCUUCAUUUGUUCGACAAGAUGAAGAGUAAGUUUGGUGUCAUGCCUGGAAUGCAACAUUAUGGCUGCAUAGUCGAUCUUCUUGGUCGGGCUGGGCACUUGAAAGAAGCGUAUGAAUUUAUCAGGGGGAUGCCAGUCGAACCUGAUCCCAUAUUAUGGAGGAGUUUGCUAAGUGCUUGCAAAGUUCAUGGGGAUGUUGCAACGGGUGAGAAGGUGGGGAAGCUUCUCCUUCAGCUACAUCCAGAGAAGAGUGCUGUGGACUUGGUUUUGAGGGGUGAAGACUAUGUAGCUUUGUCAAAUGUUUAUGCUUCAGCAGAAAGGUGGAAGGAUAUGGAGACGGUGAGACAGAAGAUGAAGAUUAAGGGGAUAGAGAACAAACCUGGUUGUAGUUCAAUCCAAACCAUGAGCAAUCCUCUGUAGGAUGGGUUGUAGAUUUUGGUAGCAAGUAGGGGACGGGCAUAUGGAAGUAAGCAAAAGGAAUUCAUCAGUGAGCGCAAAGAUGAAAGAUGCAGAGAGAAGAUAUGGAAAUGAAAAUC
Messenger RNA from Carya illinoinensis, 1924 nucleotides. RefSeq names its product pentatricopeptide repeat-containing protein At3g18970. Lineage: Eukaryota; Viridiplantae; Streptophyta; Magnoliopsida; Fagales; Juglandaceae. The transcript has 2 exons. The coding region runs from base 387 to 1808 and encodes 473 amino acids. Gene Ontology annotation, molecular function: protein binding; RNA binding. Gene Ontology annotation, biological process: RNA modification. The record is from RefSeq and is a predicted model, not a curated record.